Schistocerca americana (American grasshopper) is the source of this 842-nucleotide messenger RNA. RefSeq names its product kiSS-1 receptor-like. NCBI's taxonomy places the organism in Eukaryota, Metazoa, Arthropoda, Insecta, Orthoptera, Acrididae. Gene Ontology annotation, molecular function: G protein-coupled receptor activity. The transcript is spliced from 2 exons. The coding region runs from base 337 to 786 and encodes 149 amino acids. Gene Ontology annotation, biological process: G protein-coupled receptor signaling pathway. Gene Ontology annotation, cellular component: plasma membrane. The record is from RefSeq and is a predicted model, not a curated record.
AGAGAGAAACCUCAGGGAACGGAUUAGGAAGUGUGACUUUAUAGAAGGACUUUCUAAGACAGUUCAACCCGCCGCGCACCGUUGAUAUUACUGCGGAAGCGUAAUAGCGUCUACGUUAGUUUGUGACGUGUACUGUCGAAUGCUGAUUUCUGAAACAGCGUGUGAUAUCGAACAGAAGUGUAUUCAUUAUUGGUCGCUGCCGUUCAGCUGGUACGCAGGAGCGUUGGUAGGGUCCUACACUUCGUGACACUGUAGGGCAUCCGUCCCGCUUUAGCUGAAGCAGUGGUGGCAUGUAGACGGAGCCUGGAGCAAGCGACCGAGUGUCGGCGUUCAGCAAUGGCAGCCAGAGCGUUUUUGGCGGGCCGCCUGGUUGCGGUGUUGACGGCGGCGGUGGCCGGUGCGCUGUCGGGGGCGGAAGCGGCGGAGCCCCUGCCGGAGGCCGCGCCAGGCUUGGACGGCGUCACCGGUGGCAGCAACGGCAGCGGGGGCGGCAGCACCGGCGGGGGCGGAGCGCGCCCCGCCGAGGACUACGAGAUGUACGACUACAGCUGGAGCGAGUCGCACGCCAUCUUCAACUGGAGCGAGCUAGCGCCCGCGCUUCUGGUGUACGGCGCCACGUUCGCGCUAGGUGUCGCCGGCAACUCGCUGAUCAUCUUCACGGUGUGCCGCUACCGCCGCAUGAGCACCACCACCAACGUCUUCCUGGCCAGUCUCGCCUCCGCGGACCUGCUGCUUAUCACCGUCUGCAUCCCCGUCAAGGUGAGUCGCGUGUUGCCGCAACUCUAGAAUGAGCGCGGCGGGCUUUAGGUGAAUCUGCCAGCCACUGCAAGUGCUGAAGGUGC